Molecule: messenger RNA, 1158 nt
Organism: Nasonia vitripennis (jewel wasp)
Lineage: Eukaryota; Metazoa; Arthropoda; Insecta; Hymenoptera; Pteromalidae
Exons: 2
Coding region: 24-596 (190 amino acids)
Source: RefSeq, a predicted model, not a curated record
UUUACCGCUUCCACUACGAGUACAUGCAGAAACGGGUGGGAGACAAGGCCAAGCUCCUCUACACAGACACAGACAGUCUCAUCUAUGAAGUAAGCGAUGUAGAUAUGUACGCUGUGAUGAAGACUGACCUUCAUGAGUUCGACACUUCUGAUUAUCCGGUCGAUAAUCAAUUCAACAUUCCUUUAGUCAAUAAGAAGAUAGUCGGACUCAUGAAGGACGAGUGCAAUGGCAACAUCAUGACGGAGUUUGUUGGCCUCUGUAGCAAGAUGUACUCCGUUAAGGUACAAGGACAGCAACCUAUCAAGAAGGCAAAGGGUGUGAAGUCGUUAGUCGUCAAGUCAACCAUUGAGUUUGACGACUACAUCCAUUGUCUUCGAGAUAAGGCAACGAUCUCCCGGCAACAAAAGAACAUCCACAGCCGCCUCCACGUUAUCAGGACCGAGAAGGAGCAUAAGAUCGCUCUGAGUCCACUUAACGAUAAGCGAUACCUCAUCCCCGGUCAGACGGAUACUCUACCGUGGGGUCAUUACAUGAUUGAUGGAUAUCAGCUUAUCGAGGAAGAUGAGCCAUCUGCGAAGAGAGUCAGAUUACAUUAGAUCACAGCUCUACUGGGCAGACUCCCUGCCGACCAAUCCGAUGUGUGAGCCGCCGUCACCGCUGGUAGUAGUGGUGGGGAAGACUAUACUUAAGGAAGCCCAACGCUCUCGAAAUCAUUCUCGAUCAACGAGCUAAAGAGCAAACACCUCAAAGAUGGACGCUAUCAACAAGAUUGCCAGCGGAGGAUUCCUUCCCACGAAGAAGAUGUCUGAGCUACAGACCGGACAGAAGCAUAUGGUGACAUCCCUACGUCCAGUCAAAACCAGAUAUGGACUGAGAAUUGUGGCUACUCUAGACGAUGAUUGUCAGGUGUUCCUCCCUUCCCGUGUAUCAGCUACAUUGGAGAAGGACAAAGAGACCUUUGAGAAUAUGUCUAGUCAAGCCAAAGAGAUGUCCCUGACCUCAAAAGGCGAAAAUAACAUUGAAUUUUGUAUUGCCUAAAUGUUAACCAUUGUAAAUAAUUGUUUGAAUAAAUAAAGGAAGUUAAUGGAGAGAUAGUUAACUAUGGUUGUAUCUCACAGGUGAGAGCGAAGGUGGGGCUCUCAUCACUUCCAAAAAAAA